AUGAGGUAUCAUAGUAUUAUCAAUUUAAAACCAUUAUAUAUUAUUUCAAAUCGAUCACGAUAUCAUAUAAUAAAUCGAACAAAACUUAUAAUUGAACAAGUAUCGAUUGGUGACGAAGGAUUUUAUACAUUAAAAAUUCAAACUAAAUUAAAUACUUAUAAACAAUAUCUUUAUCAUGUAAUUUUAUUUACACAAAAUCUUUCACUUUUUAUAACUCCACCAUCGUAUCAACAAAUUACUUAUCAUGCUGAACAAUCAAUCAAUUUGACUUGUUCAAUAUCUUUAUAUGCUGAUCGUACUUAUAUUGAACAAAUACGUUCAUUAUUUUCAUCAAUUUGGUUUAUGAUUAUUUAUAAUAAUGAUCCUGAUUAUUAUCAACUACUUUCACCAUCAUCAUCUAUUUCUUAUAUAUAUACAGCUUAUCUUUUCAAUUAUGAACUUAAUCAAAAUGAUCAUAAUCAAACAGUAUCUUGUGCACUUAUUCAACAAGAUUUAAAACAAAUUAUUAUACUUAAUGUUACUUUAAUAGAUGUAUUAAAUAUUGAAUAUAAAGCAUAUUUAUAUGGUAAUUAUUAUUUUAUACGUUCAUUUAAUAGUUAUUCAUCAAUUGAAAUAAAUUGUGAAGAAUUUCAUGGAAAUCCAAAACCAGUUUAUAGUCUUAUAUGGAUGUUAAAUGGAGAAAAUCGUACAUUAUUGAAUAAAACAAAACAUGGACGAUAUUUUAUUGAUAACGCUACUUGGCGACAUCGAGGAAAUUAUACAUGUCUUGCUGAAAAUUAUCUUAAUAACCAUCAACCGGUACAUCAAUCAUUUCGUCUUAAUAUUUGGUUUAAUGAACAUGAAUUAAAAUUUCAACAUCAAACAAAAUUAUUAUCGUUAGAACAAUUAUUUCAAUUAAAUACAAAUAAAUCAAUUAUAUUAAUAUUUCUAAUUAUAAUUUUUAUUUUUUCUUGUAUUUUCUUCAUUUUAUCAUUUUAUUAUUUUUGUUUACAAAUUAAAUAG
This is a messenger RNA of Rotaria sordida, 1002 nucleotides long. The record is from the annotation of a GenBank genome assembly. Lineage: Eukaryota; Metazoa; Rotifera; Eurotatoria; Philodinida; Philodinidae.